UGUAGUGUUGGACGAUUAUAGACUUAUUAAGCUGAGCGUCCACUAGGUCGGUCGGUGGGCGCGGCGCGGCGCGGAGCGGCGCGGACUUUCGGAGGGACGUUCGUCCAUUAAUUGUGGCGCGACGCGGUGCGGUGCGAUCAUGUACAUGUAUAAUCAGUUUUAUCAACUUUUAUCAACUUUUAUCAACUUUUAUCAACUUUUAUCACUUUCAUCAGGUAAACGUAUUUUCUAAAUAUCAAAGCUUAUAUUUCGUGCACAAUCUUCGAUUCAUAUCCCUUUUUAUUUUUUAUAAUUUAUAAAAUCAACAUUGGUAAUAUGAGUGAUUCUGAUUCUGAUGAAGAAAUGUUGUUUUUGGCUACAAUUGUUGAAGCAGAAGAACAAGAACAAGAAUAUAAGCGAAAACACAAAAUAAUGUCACCGGAAAAAUUUUAUGAACUUCUUGAACUCGUCAAGAAUGAUAUUGAAAAGAUGGACACCACAUUUCGAAGGGCAAUACCUCCUGAGGAAAGACUUUCCAUAUGUUUAAGAUUUUUGGCUACUGGAGAUACAUUUGUCACAAUUGCAUUCAGUUAUAGAGUAGGAGAAAAAUCUGUACGAAGAAUAAUAUAUGAAACUUGUGAAGCAAUUUGGAAGAACCUUUCACCAAUUUACAUGAGUCCACCCAACCAAGAACAAUGGCAGAAAAUUGAAGAAGGGUUUAGAACUAGAUGGAACUUUCCAAAUUGUGUUGGUUCUAUUGACGGUAAACAUGUGGUCAUAAAUAAACCAUAUCAUAGUGGCUCCUUAUACUUCAACUAUAAAAAAAUGUGUAGCUUGGUGCUCAUGGCAGUUGUUGACGCUGAAUGCAAGUUUAUUAUGGUUGAUGUUGGAGGAUACGGUAAAAACAGCGAUGGGAGUAUUUUUGCCAAUUCUAACUUCGGUGAAAGACUUCGAGAAGAAAAAUUAGAUUUUCCUAAUGAUAAGUCAUUACCAGGUACUGAAGAACCUAUGCCUCAUGUCAUUGUAGGGGAUGAGGCAUUUCCUCUUCAUAAAAACUUAAUGAGACCUUAUCCUGGUAAUGCACUUUUAAACAAUGAGGGUAACAAAAUAUUCAAUUAUAGGCUGAGCCGAGCAAGAAACACUAGUGAAGAUGCUUUUGGUAUUCUCAGUAAACGAUUUCGUGUAUAUCAAAGAAGACUUGAAAUGAAACCCAUAUAUGUAAAUAAAAUUGUCAGGGCCACAUGUUGUCUACAUAACUUUUUGAAGUCAGAUAGUCCUAGGUUAUUGGCAGAAGUAAUAGAGGAUGAAAAGAAUACUACAGUUUCUGAACAAGGCGCUCUACAAAACUUGAGAAAUGUUGGAGGUGCAUUUGCUGGAAUUAGUUACGCCACUAGGGAGAAGUUCAGAGACUAUUUUUUGUCUCCAAAUGGGUCAGUAGAAUGGCAAAAUCGAGUUGUUCGUGAGGGAAGGCGAUACAAUUGA
Molecule: messenger RNA, 1461 nt
Organism: Acyrthosiphon pisum (pea aphid)
Lineage: Eukaryota; Metazoa; Arthropoda; Insecta; Hemiptera; Aphididae
Product: protein ALP1-like
Exons: 3
Coding region: 316-1461 (381 amino acids)
Source: RefSeq, a predicted model, not a curated record